Molecule: messenger RNA, 933 nt
Organism: Fraxinus pennsylvanica
Lineage: Eukaryota; Viridiplantae; Streptophyta; Magnoliopsida; Lamiales; Oleaceae
Source: the annotation of a GenBank genome assembly
AUGAUUGAUGAACAAGAUUUCCUCCACGAAAUCCAAGAACAGGAUGGUGGAUUUGAAUCCGGCGCCACAGAUCGUCUCUCCUUGCUCCACCUCUCUCCGGACGCCCACGCCCCUCUCCAUUGCUCCACCACCGGCAUUCCCUCCAAGACCACCUCUGGUGGUGGCUUAAUCGAAAAAUGCACCAAUUGUUGCGGCGGCUCCACCAAAAGACAGCCACCACCGUCCUUACAAGAACCUUCUCCCAAAAGGGCCACUCUCCACUCCGCCUCCACUAACCAUCAUUUCCCCGGCUUCACUAAACUCCCACUUCCAAACCCUUUACCAUCCCUUAUUCACCAUACUGUAUCUGAGCCGAUAUACACUUCUGACGGCAUGAAUGCUGCACAAUUCUCAGGAUUUUCCGCUGGUCAGGACUCCAUCUUGAACCCACAACUAGAAGAGGGCUCCAAGUCAAAUGCAGUUCAAGAAACUGCGCCACCUCUAGUGGGGGCACCGCCACAUGUCCCGGCAUGUCUCUACCGGACAAUGUCUGAUCCUACUCCUGCUGUCAAUUACGAGCCAGUGACCACCACCACGCCUCCACGGCCACCAGCUGCUAGAAAGUAUUCUCGGUCCCCAUGCAGAAGGGAAAGUCCUAAUACCAAGAGGCUUAACAAAAUGAGGGAGAGGCUGAAAGAGAUGAACCAGUGGUGGAAUCAAGUCCUGCACGAAAGUGAAGAGGGCAAACACGAAGACAGUGGCUCUGAAGAUAACAAUACUAAAAACAAUCUCAAGGAUGAAUCCGAGACUGAAAUUGAAGAACCUGCAGAGGAAGCUGUGUGGGUAGAGAGGAAGGGGGAGUUCUUGGUUCUUCAUUUCAGGUGCCCCUGUGGCAAAGGCUAUCAGAUUCUUCUUCGUGGAAGCAACUGUUACUACAAGCUCACAAGUUUCUGA